This is a messenger RNA of Columba livia (rock pigeon), 1216 nucleotides long. Its product is annotated as immunoglobulin lambda constant 3. The coding region runs from base 17 to 1051 and encodes 344 amino acids. Gene Ontology annotation, biological process: immune response; immunoglobulin production. The record is from RefSeq and is a predicted model, not a curated record. Lineage: Eukaryota; Metazoa; Chordata; Aves; Columbiformes; Columbidae. The transcript has 5 exons.
AUAACUGUGGUGUUCCAUGUACUGGUGCCCGGGGAGGUCUGUGCCCCUGUGGCCCUGGCUGAGCCCCGUCUUCUCCCCUCUCUCUUCUCCCUCUCCAGGUUCCCUGGUCCAGGCAGCGUUGACUCAGCUGCCCUCCGUGUCCACGACCCUGGGAGGAACCGUCCAGAUCACCUGCUCUGGGCUUAGCAGCAGCUAUAGUGCUGGCUGGUACCAGCAGAAGGUCCCUGGCACUGCCCCUGUCACUGUGAUCUAUGGUGACAACCGGAGACCCUCGAGCAUCCCUUCGCGAUUCUCCGGAACCCGAUCUGGCUCCACGAGCACGUUAACCACCACUGGGGUCCAAGCCGAGGAUGAGGCUGUCUAUUACUGUGGUGGCUACGACAGCAGCAGUGCUGAUAGAGGGUCCCUGGUCCAGGCAGAGCUGCCUCGGCUACUCUUGGUGUUAGUAAAUGUGGGACGAAGCCUCUGGAUUAUAUGUUCUGAGAACAGCUAUGAGUACGGCUGGUACCAGCAGAAGAUCCCUGGCACUGGCCCUGUCACUGUGAUCUACUACAACAACCAGAGACCCUCAGGCAUCCCUUCGCGAUUCUCCGGAACCCGAUCUGGCUCCACGGGCACGUUAACCAUCACUGGGGUCCAAGCUGAGGACGAGGCUGUCUAUUACUGUGGUAACUGGGACAGCAGCAGCAAUGCUAUAUUCGGCGCAGGGACCCAGUUGACGAUUUCAAACUUGCCCAGGUCGGCCCCUGAAGUCUCCUUGUUCCCACCAUCCUCUGAGCUGCUGGAGCAGAACAAAGCCACCUUGGUGUGUCUGAUCGAAAACUUCUACCCUCGCGAUGUGACCGUGGCCUGGCUGGCUGAUGGCAACACCAUCACUGACGGCGUGAGCACCAGCCAGCCCCAGUGGCAGAGCAACACCAAGUACAUGGCCAGCAGCUACCUGACGCUGACUCCUAGCCAGUGGCGGAGCAAAGAGACCUUCACCUGCAAGGUCACGCAUGCGGCUGGCAACGUGCAGAAGACCGUGAAGAGAAGCGAGUGCUCCUCCUAACCCUGCCGGGACAUCCCUCAGCCCCUCACUGGCCCUGGCCCCCUUCCUCACUGCUGGGGGCAGCGACCCCCUGCAGCACAGAUGUCUCUCAUCACGUCCCCCUGCCCCCGGCUCCUGUCCCCCUGCCCUCAGUGUCACAUGAAUAAACAUCAACACUGAACUAGC